This is a messenger RNA of Dipodomys spectabilis (banner-tailed kangaroo rat), 174 nucleotides long. It is a transcript of the gene Ctxnd2, whose product is annotated as cortexin domain containing 2. The transcript has a single exon. The coding region runs from base 7 to 174 and encodes 55 amino acids. Lineage: Eukaryota; Metazoa; Chordata; Mammalia; Rodentia; Heteromyidae. The record is from RefSeq and is a predicted model, not a curated record.
GUCCCCAUGGAAGAUUCAGGCCUGUCCAGAAGUGUUGAUGUGGACACGGGCUUUGCCAUUGCCUUUGUUGUUCUUCUGUUUCUAUUCCUAAUUGUGAUGAUUUUCCGGUGUGCCAAGUUGGUGAAAAAUCCCUACAAGGCAAGCUCCAUCGCCACAGAACCAUCGUUGAACUGA